Parnassius apollo (apollo) is the source of this 1488-nucleotide messenger RNA. NCBI's taxonomy places the organism in Eukaryota, Metazoa, Arthropoda, Insecta, Lepidoptera, Papilionidae. The record is from the annotation of a GenBank genome assembly.
AUGGAUAUUUACCAAAAAAAUAUGGAGUGCCUUAACGGGAACGACCCAUUCACCCCUAAUUUAAACCAAGAGCGCAAUUUUGGAAUCAGUUACAAUCAAAGCAAUGAGGCAAUUGCGGACUAUUACGAUGGAGCAGUCAUCUUAGUUACUGGAGGGACAGGUUUCGUUGGAAAAGCUCUUCUCGAAAAACUACUGAGAAGUUGCGCUGGAAUUAAAAUUAUUUACGUCCUGAUGAGGCCAAAACGCGGGUUGAGCGUUGAGCAAAGGUAUAAGGAAUUGCUAAAAAAUCAGGUCUUUGAUCGUAUACGUGCACGAUGGCCGGAGAGACUCGGCAAGCUCUUUCCGAUCACUGGCGACGUGUCAGCUCCUAACUUGGGUGUUAGUGCAGAACAAAGAGAACUUCUCAGUACAGUGACAACUGUGUUCCAUUCAGCAGCCACUGUGAAGUUCACUGAGCCACUACAAGCAGCUACUGCGCUGAACGUGCAGGGUACUGCGUAUCUACUAAAACUCGCUUCUGAUAUGCCUCUUUUGAAGGCUCUAGUCCACGUUUCUACAGCAUACAGCAACGCUCCAAGGAGUCAUAUCGAAGAACGAGUUUACCCCCCACCCUACGACCCGGACAGUAUAGUUCGGUGCACUAAAAUGCUCCCACCAGAAACUGUCAACGUCAUAGCCGAGACAUUACAGGGAGAACAUCCCAACCCUUAUACACUUACCAAAGCACUGGCUGAAUCAAUUGUUUAUAGUCAUUCAAACCUACCUGUCUGCAUAGUGCGACCGUCUAUAGUAACUGCGGCGUUUCAAGAACCUUUUCCUGGUUGGAUUGACAACGUCUAUGGAGUUACAGGAAUAAUUAUGGAAAUAUCCCGUGGGACCUAUCGUUCUGGGUACUGCCGAGAAAGAUAUGUAGUUGACCUGGUACCUGUGGACUUAGUUGUCAAUAGCUGUAUUCUUGCAGCGUGGAGACAAGGGUCCAAUAAGCCUGGACGCUGUCCGGUUUACAACGUUACAUCUGGAUCUAUCAACCCACUACAAUGGGGCCAGUUCACCCGGCUCUGCAUCAAAUGGGCCAGAGAAAAUCCCACCAAAUAUGUGAUGUGGUAUCCAAAUUUCUCAUUUACUGAGUCUCGCUUCAUGAACACGUUUUGGGAAAUAACUUGCCAUUUCUUGCCAGCAUUUCUCUACGACAUGCUGCUACGGGCACAGGGAAGAAAAGCCAUAAUGAUGAAACUCGCUCGUCGAUUCAAAAUGGCUGCCGCUACAGGAGAAUAUUUCGCAAACCAUGAGUGGCAGUUCGGCAUAUCGGAACUCUCAGCUCUACACACAGAAGCUAGCUUUGCCAGCGAUGCAAGCGCUUUCCCUCACUGGCCAUCGCAAUUCAACUGGGAUUCAUAUAUUGGAGCGUAUAUGCUUGGUAUUAGACGGUUCAUUUUAAAAGAUAGUGUUGAAUCGCUGCCAAACGCUAGAAGUAAAUUAAAAAGGUGA